This is a messenger RNA of Lathyrus oleraceus (garden pea), 534 nucleotides long. RefSeq lists its product as uncharacterized. Lineage: Eukaryota; Viridiplantae; Streptophyta; Magnoliopsida; Fabales; Fabaceae. The transcript has a single exon. The coding region runs from base 1 to 534 and encodes 177 amino acids. The record is from RefSeq and is a predicted model, not a curated record.
AUGCAGAACCAUCUCAAACCCCUAUACAUUAGAGCUAAAGUUGGACAUGUGGGGGUGAAUAAAGUUCUGGUGGACGGAGGAGCAGCAGUCAAUCUGAUGCCUCAAUUCAUGUUGAAAAAGAUAGGUAUGUUCGACACUGAUGUCAAACCUCACAAUAUGGUAUUAUCAAACUAUGAGGGUAAGAUAGGACAGACUUUGGGUGUCAUACAAGUAGAUAUGACUGUUGGAUCAAUCACAAGACCAACAAUGUUCAUGGUGAUACCUGCGAAGGCGAAUUACAACUUGCUGCUAGGAAGGGAAUGGAUACAUGGAAUAGGGGAAGUUCCUUCGACCAUGCAUCAGAGGAUAUCCAUCUGGAGAGAAGAUGGUGUAGUAGAAAAUGUUGAAGCUGACCAAAGUUACUUCAUGGCAGAAGUGAACCAUGUAGACAGGAACUUGGCUCAUAUAGGACCAUGCCACCCAGCUGAAGAAGGCUACACCCCAAAUAAAAAUGCUUUGUAUUUCUUGACUCUGCAUCCCAAUGGCUUUCAGUAG